GACCUCCGUCACCUGCAGCUGGACUUCCGUGUGAACAAGAAGUUCCGCACCUUCACCGCCGUCCGUUGGUUUGGCACAAAGAUCAAUAACUCCACCAUCAACACGGCACUGUCGCACGUGCGCAACAUGUUCACGGGUGUGACAAAGGGCUUCCGCUUCAAGAUUCGAUUUGCCUACGCGCACUUUCCCAUCUCCGUCUCUGUGGAGAAUCAGCUUGUGGAGAUCCGCAACUUCCUUGGGGAGAAACGUGUUCGCCGGCAGCUCAUAUCCGAUAGCGUCAAGGUCUACCGCACAGACCCCUCCAUUGUGAAGGACGAACUUGUGCUGGAGGGCAAUGACCUGGAGGAAGUCUCGCGCGAGGCCGCCGUGAUGCAUCAGCUUUGCCUGGUGAAGAAGAAGGAUAUCCGUAAGUUCCUGGACGGUAUCUACGUGCAGACCAAGACCAACGUCGAGGCGGAGGAGUAG
Molecule: messenger RNA, 465 nt
Organism: Trypanosoma rangeli
Lineage: Eukaryota; Euglenozoa; Kinetoplastea; Trypanosomatida; Trypanosomatidae
Product: large subunit ribosomal protein L9e
Exons: 1
Biological process (GO): cytoplasmic translation
Cellular component (GO): cytosolic large ribosomal subunit; ribosome
Molecular function (GO): rRNA binding; structural constituent of ribosome
Source: RefSeq, a predicted model, not a curated record